Molecule: messenger RNA, 744 nt
Organism: Colletotrichum truncatum
Lineage: Eukaryota; Fungi; Ascomycota; Sordariomycetes; Glomerellales; Glomerellaceae
Source: RefSeq, a predicted model, not a curated record
AUGAAGCCCUCAGUUCUCAUCGUCCCCGGCGCCUGGCAACUGCCCUCUGCCUUCCAGCCAUUUGCCACUGAGCUGGCCGGUGCCGACUUUUCAGCCUCCAUCGUUGCCCUCCCCACAGUCGGCGGCACCACCACCCCCUUGGCCACUCUUUCUGACGACGUUGCGGCCGUGCGCACUGAGCUGGACAAGCUCGUCGGCGAUGGCAAGGAGGUCGUCGUUUACUCCCACUCCUAUGGCGGUGUUGUCGCUAGCAACGCCGUCGAGGGCUACGACGUCAAGUCUCGUUCCGCAGCUGGCAACUCUGGCGGUGUUGUGAGCAUCGUCUACGCCAGCGCCUUCAUGCUGCCCAAGGGAGCUAGUCUUCUUGACCUUCUCGGCGGUCAACCUCUGCCCUGGAUGGUUGUUGAGGAGGACCGUGUGGUUGGCAAUGCCACCAUGCUGCCCGAGGUUGGUUUCAACGACCUCCCCGCCUCCGAGCAGGAGAAGUGGGCUAAGGAGAUGACCUGGACUUCUCUGAGCGCAUUUACCACCGCUUCUGGCUACGAGCCCUGGAACAACGGCUUCGACUGCUCCUACUUGUUCGCCACCCUUGAUAAUGCCCUUCCUCUUAGCUACCAGCAGAGCAUGGCUGCCGUACUCCCCGAGGGUUCCAAGACCGAGAGCGAGCCCAGCGGUCACUGUGCUCACCUCAGUCGCCCUGCAAACGUAACGUCCAUCCUCAGCAAGUGGUACCCCGGAAACUAG